GCCUAUAGUGGGUGCAGGCUCUUUGAAAUACAUCGUAGGGAAAUUACAAAUAUUCAGUUUCAGCUAUAGAUUGCAGAAAGUUUAAUAAUUACGAAAUUUCACUUCUAAAUGGAACUCUUUCACAAGAUUGUAAUACAGUGUGUAUUGUAUGUUGUGCUAUUAAAAUUGUUCCGGUUGACCCCACAAACAAAAGAUUUCUAGCAGAAAUGUAAAUGCGAAACAAUGUCUACAAAUUGGAGAUUACUUCCGGAAUUUCCCGAAUUCGGUGACUGUUCAACGAGUGUGUUUUAUCGUUGAGUUUUGAGAAAAAGGGAGUAUUUUACUUUAAGUUUGAAGCUGCAUUUGUGGCUGAUUGCACUUGGGAUAAUUUUAAAAUGCCAGUGUUUCACACGAAGACGAUCGAGAGCAUUCUAGAGCCGGUGGCUCAGCAGGUGUCCCGAUUGGUCAUUCUCCAUGAAGAAGCUGAGGAUGGAAACGCCAUGCCAGACUUGGCCCGACCGAUACAGACAGUUAAACUGGCUGUGGAUAACCUUGUCAAGGUGGGAUAUGACACAAUUAACAGCAGUGAGGACCAGAUUCUUAAGCAGGAUAUGCCCCCCGCUCUGAACCGUGUAGAGGAAGCUUCCCUGCUCCUCUUGCAAGCCUCUGAAAUGUUACGGGUGGAUCCUUACUCUGCUCCAGCCAGGAAAAAACUCAUUGAGGGAUCUAGAGGUAUCCUGCAGGGUACGUCUUCCCUAUUGCUGGCGUUUGACGAGUCAGAGGUCAGGAAGAUCAUCCGUGUGUGUAAGAACGUCCUGGAAUAUCUAGCCAUCACAGAAGUAGUGGAGAGAAUGGAAGAUUUAGUUACCUAUGUCAGGAAUUUGACCCCAGUGUUGACGCGAAUGACCAAAGAGGUGGAUGCCAGGGAGAAGGAACUGACCCACCAGGUCCACCGGGAGAUGUUGACUCGAUCUCUGGAGCAGGUGAAGAACCUCACACCUGUCCUGAUCAGUGGAAUCAAGACCUUCAUCACUGUUAAGGACUCAGGUAGAGAUGCCAAAGACACACAGGGAAACAGGGACUACCUGGUGAGGAAGAUGUCGGAUGAAAUCCACGAGAUAAUCCGCGUCCUUCAGCUGACAACAUAUGAUGAAGAGGAAUGGGACGCUGAUGACAUCACUGUUAUGAAAAAAGCUCAGAGCGGUAUUGAGCAGAAGAUGAAGCAAGCAACUGAUUGGCUACAGGAUCCUGCUGCUCUGAUUGGUAGUCUGGGUGAUAAAGCCCUUCACCAGGUUUUAGAUGAUGCCAGAAAGAUUGCGGAACGGUGUACCAACCCAGCAGACCGCGACCAGAUCCUCAAAACUGUUGGAGACAUUGAGUCUAUGGUUGAUGCACUGUGUGAACUGAGACAGCUCGGAAAGGGGGAUUCCCCACAAGCGAUGUCACUGGCCCGAGAAAUUCAGAAGAAGCUGGGAGACCUACAGAACUUGACCAAUGUGGCAAUAGUGAACACAGAGCGAAGUGGAAUUCGACGUCCAGCUCCCACCGUGGACGGGAAAGUGGAACAAGCCAGAACAUGGCUGGCCAACCCUGGGAUGGACGACAAAGGACUCGGAGAGCAAGCCACUCGCCUUGUGGUUUCGGAAGGGAGGAAAAUUGCUAAUUCCUGCACGGAACCCCAGAGAACGGAACUACUGCGGUUGUGUGAUGAGACAGAAAUUUUGACCAAUCAACUUGCAGAUCUCAUCAGAAAUGGCCAGGGAAAUUCACCCCAGGCCCGAGCCAUAGCCAAUCAUCUGUCAGAAAAACUGUUCCAACUGAAAAACAAGAUCAAAGAGGCUCUGAUCAACCAGGUGGCUGAGGAUUUCAUUGACAUCUCCACCCCACUGAAGCACCUUAGUGAGGCCUCGGUGAUUCCCAUGGGAACUCCUGGCAGAGAUCAGAAUUUUGCAGAGAAAUCUCAUAACUUUGAGGGGCAUGCCAACAAACUUGCUGAUACUGCUAAAAUGGUAGCCACUGCAGGCGGAUGUCGAAACAAGAAAACUGUGGAGGAGAUAUUCAAAACCUCAGCCCAGGUUGAUGACCUGACUCCCCAGGUGACAACGGCAGCCAAGAUUGUGUUUCAGGACCCUACCAAUCAGGCGGCCCAGGAACACUUUGACUUGAUGAAGAAACGCUGGAUGGACAACAUGGAGAGGCUGCGUGGAUUGGUGGAUGAAGCUGUGGAUUCAUCAGCUCUCAUUAAAGCAGAAGAGGAGGGAAUUUUACGAGACACGGAGAGAGUGGAGGAUGCAAUCCAGAUGAAGGACCCCCCACGAAUCGGAGCUCACGCCUCUAACAUUGCACGCCGAGCCAACCGUGUUUUGCAGGUUGCUCAGCAGGAGGCAGAAAACAGCGAAGACCCAAAAUAUGUGGAUCGUGUAAACGAAGCAGCGACGAAUCUCAGAUCAACCAUUGCACCAAUGGUGCAGGGUGCUAAGGGAGUGUCAUUGAAUCCCUCAGACACAAAUGCCCAGCAGAACUGGAGAAAGGCCAAUCAGAGUCUGAUUGGCGCUGUCCAGGAUGUGAGAGGAGCAGUGACUGUGGACACGGGAAUUGACCAGUUUCCUCCACCUCCACCCCCUGACCUGUCUGAGCUCAAAAUCUCAGACUUGUAUGGUCCUCCACGUUGGGAGCCAGUGGCCCCCAUUAGGGCCCGGCCUCAAGCUGCCCCGGUGAGCCCGCGACCACCUAGGGCUCCAGCCUUGUCCCCCCACAGCGACCCCUACUAUAGAAAUGUAUACACUAGAGUGCCGGACCAGUUUGCGGAUGGACCUGUGAUGUUCCAGCCACAAGCGACCCUUCGCCAGGACCCCCUGUACCAGGGACAGUCCUGUGCCCCAUUGGUGCCCCCACCCCCCGUACCUCCACCCCCACAGGAGUACGGGUUCUAUGACAGAGAUGGCGGUGCCCCACCUCGCCCCCCACUCCCUACGGACAAUGCCACACCACCCAGACCUCCACCCCCAGAGACAGAUGAUGAGGAUGAGGCAGCUUUCCCCACCCCACAAGCCAAUCAGCCAAUCAUGAUGGCAGCCCAUGCCCUCCACAUGGAGGCCAAGCAAUGGUCCAGUAAAGACAAUGACAUUAUUGCUGCUGCCAAGAAAAUGGCUCUGCUGAUGGCCAAACUCAGUCAGCUAGUCAGAGGGGAGGGAGGAACGAAGAAGGACUUGAUAGCCACAGCCAAAUCCAUUGCAGAGUCCUCAGAGGAAGUGACUCGUCUAGCCAAGAAACUUGCUGCGGAGUGUACCGACAAACAGAUGAGAAAGAAUCUGUUACAAGUGUGUGAGCGAAUUCCGACAAUAGGGACACAGCUGAAGAUCCUGUCUACAGUCAAAGCCACCAUGUUAGGAGCUCAGGAACCCAUACCCAGUCCAGAUGGCAGCGAGAUAGAAUGUGGUUCAAAAGAAGAUCAGGAAGCCACGGAGAUGUUGGUUGGAAAUGCCCAGAACUUGAUGCAGGCGGUGAAGGAAACAGUGCGAGCAGCAGAGGCUGCCUCCAUAAAGAUCCGCGUGGACUCGGGCUACACAAUCCGCUGGUUGCGCCGGCGCCCAUGGUACACUUCAUGAGUAUGGUACCACUAGGAUCUUCUAUUAUACUGGACAGGGUGCCCAGCGGCAGCAGUCCGAUGUGGGGCCCAGUAUGAUGUAACAUGUAUUGGUGUCAAGUGUGUGGGACAUAUCUACUAUUAUUUACAUAGCUUGUAUCUGGAACUGUGUACAAGGUUCUGGAGAUUUUUUUUUUAAGUAUAUAUUCUUUCUUUCACCAUUUUGUCUGCUUAAAGUACAGAGUAAAAUACUGCUGAUUCUGGUAGCUGUUACAAAGAAUAGCAUGUAAAGAGUCUACCAAACCCUUGUGAAAUUUCAAGUGAUAAAUCCUGUAGAUCUGUGAUGGUUUUUUCAUCAAAUUAUUUUUAUUUGUGAUUUUGUUAUGUGUUAGUUAUUUUUAUGUCUCUGCAUUAGUUAUGUUUUUAAUAAAGAGAUAUUUUGGUAUUGAAAUCAGUGGGAAAGACAUUUUGAGUGGGUACAAAUGCAUGUACUGUGAUGGUAAAGAAUCAUUUGUCAAGAGAGUGAAUGGAGAAUUGUGAUGACUUCAUUAUCAAAUUAAUAUGAUGUUCAAUAAUUGAACAAAGAUCAGGUUCCCUGGUCCCACGAAGAUGGUGCUAUUUAACUUUGGUGUGUUAUAGAUGUUGUAGAAUUUAUCUAUUUUAAUGGAUGCUUAGUGCUUUUUUUUUCAAAAUUAAUUAAUAUUUUGUGACUGUUUUGUUUAUAAAGAAAAGUGCCUUUAUUUCAGAUUGCUGACUUUGAGUAAAGGAGGAGAUAGUUUGCUUAUUGUAUAUAUAGUGUUCUGUUUGGAUUUGAAUCGUUAAUAGUAAUUCUGUUGAAAUGCACGUCCACGUGAAACAAAAUUUGAGGUAAAUUAUUCGUAGAGGAAAUGCAUGUGUUAUGAAGAUUACUGAUGAUCCCGAGUUUCUGUGGGUCGGAAUUUCGUACCUAUUGUCAGUAUUACAGUGUGAUUGUGAAGGGAUUCUAAUGUUCAUUAUUACAUCACAUGAUUUUUGUCAGGUUCACGCGAUGGAUUUGAAACUACAUGUAGGUACAUGUUCAUAAAACUAAUUAAAAAAAAUUUCCUGAAUGAAUUCUGAAAAUAUGAAAGGUACUUAAUGACACAGAUAACCAAAAAUAGACUGGAUGUGAUGUCUCCAUCAACAGAGUCCUUAAUAACUUAACAUGUGGAUAUAUAUCGUAUACAUUUAAUAUUUUCAGAAAUAUUUUAUGUUAGUGCAAAUUUACCUUCUCGAUGUUUUAUUUUGAUAUGGAAUCAGUCACCUCACAGAAGGGACUAGCCACAGAAAUUUUUUAGUGAAAUUUGGCCUGGUAAUCCAUGUCUUCGUAUUUUGUCAUAGACACAGUAUUGGCCAAUAUUCUUGUGGAAACAUUUUGUACACUGUGAAAUAGUAUUGAUAUUAUUGUACCCAGGUAAUGGUCAGUGCCUACUACAUAUUGGUACAUAUACUUAUCUGUACAUUCAUACAUUUUUAGUGCAAUGUAUAUUUGUGUCUCCUGCAAAUUGAAGCGACAUUUAGGGAUUACUGUGUCCAUUGUCUGUCCGUCUUUCACACACUAGAACUUUGAAAUAUGUAGGUAUAGAUAGGACUUUGAUAUUCAACAAGUAUGUGAGGGUCCUAUAACAAUAGAAUAAUCACUGAUGCCCUCGCAGGUGACAAGUGUUGCUUUGAACACUGUAGCUAGAAACGAUACAAUAAUCAAGGCAAAACAUAUUUAGUGCAAUUUACCAUGCAAUUGUAAGAUUUUGUAUACUGAAUAAAAAAGCACCGUAAAUACAGUU
Messenger RNA from Ostrea edulis (European flat oyster), 5367 nucleotides. RefSeq names its product vinculin-like. Gene Ontology annotation, molecular function: structural molecule activity; actin filament binding. The transcript has 27 exons. Gene Ontology annotation, biological process: cell adhesion. Gene Ontology annotation, cellular component: actin cytoskeleton. NCBI's taxonomy places the organism in Eukaryota, Metazoa, Mollusca, Bivalvia, Ostreida, Ostreidae. The record is from RefSeq and is a predicted model, not a curated record. The coding region runs from base 375 to 3587 and encodes 1070 amino acids.